CUAACACUCAGACUUAAAAUAACAAGUGUUUAUGUUAAUAUUAAUAAACUUACAAAAUAGCUCCUUAAAGGAGUGAAAAUUAUAAAGAAAAUAGUUGGGCAGGUGUCAUGUCUAAACAUCGCAAACAGCUCCUCUCUGACCUGCAACCAAAUGGUGCCAUGUGAUAUUCAAAUAAAUAACUGUAUGUAUAAAGAAUGGAUGAAACCGCAGCUUUUCACUCCGACCAGUCCAGAGGAUCUGAAGGUUCAUGUAGACGUCAGAACGGAUGAGAACAGAGACUUGGUGCCUGUAAUCGUGGCCGAAUGGAAAGCAAGGGAUGAUGGGAGCAUUAUACAUUUGACUGGAACUGAGUUUCAAGUGACAAAGCAGGGCAGCGGCGAACACUUCUGUGUCCAUUACAUAUUUCACAAUAAGAUUACUACAAUGAGAAAUCCUUCUGGUGAACAGUGGUCUUUUUCUCUGGACAAAGUGGUUGUUGAUCCAGGUGAGACAUAUUUGGUGUCAGUUUCCAACCUCCCCAAGCCCAACUUAGCCUACACCAGUUACUACAUCAACAAAACUAUCCAAGUCUCGGGUUGUAAAAGUCCUGCUAUGCAGUCGACUCGAAUCUGUAUUGAAAGAGGAGAAAACUGGAAUCCCAGCAUUUCCAUGGUGAAGUCAGGACCUCAGAACAGGACACUUUUUGUUACCUUUGACACUGAUGAGCAUUCUGAAAGUUAUAAAGUCCAUUUGAAGUGCAAAGAACACAAAGAAACCCAAAAUCUCAGUAAGGAAAACAGGUCAUCCCUAAAUCUCAUGUUUGACCUUGAAGCUUGGCCACACACAUGCUGCAGUUUCACUGUGGAGAUCCAGCCCUUCUUUAAGUGUGGAAAUGACUGCUUACGGAAGCAAAAGAAUUUUAAUAUAUGUCCAGACCCACCUAAGCCACUCGCAGGUGCAGAUCAUUUGUGGAAGGUUUUUACUGGGUUGUUUGUCCUACUCUGCGUCCUUUGUGCCAUCUGUGCCAUUUGUUUGCGCUGCAGGAAGCAGAAGAAGGGUACAGAAAAACCCCUGAAUGAGCCCUUCACUUCAGAUAAUCUUCCAAAUGGUGAGUGUUCCGUGCUGAUCAUCUACUCAAGAGACCACCCAAAAUACACUGAUAUAGUGCUGAAGCUCUGUGCCUUCUUGAGGGCCAAAUGCGGUACGGAGGUUUACUUGGACCUCCUGGACACGGCCUCUAUUGGAGCCAUGGGCCGCUUGCAAUGGACGGAAUUACAGAAGCGUCGUAUAGAGCAAUCCUCUGACAAAGUGCUGGUCCUUUGCUCACGAGGAGUGCAGGCCAAGUGGGGGGCUAUGUGUGGCGAACCUCGAGUCCUCUUACGUGAGGAUGUUUGCUCACCAAUGGGAGACAUGCUGACACUCGCCCUGCAGCUCAUUACACCCGACAUGCAGCGGCCCGCCUCUUAUGGCAAGUACUUGGUAGCAUAUUUUGAGGAUAUCAGUGACGAAUAUGAUGUGCCCUCCAUGUUUGAUGUGGCAGUCAAAUACAAGCUAAUGAAGCACUUUGAAGAGCUCUUCUUCCGGAUCCUGGAUCUGGAGAAGUAUCAGAAGGGGAAGGUGCACACAAUUAAGGGCAUUGGCAUCGAUGACUAUAUCAACUGCCCAUCAGGCAAAGCUUUGAGGGACGCCAUUGAAACCUUCCAGGCUUACCAGUUAGAGAAUCCGGACUGGUUUGAAAAGGAGUGCUUAGCCAGUGAAGAUGAGGUUCCGGUAGAUGAGAGCAGACCUUUUCUUAACGGGAGUCCCACACCGGUUCAUAAGUGUGAGCCUGUGCUCAACAUCGGACCAUCCGUAUGCAAGUGUGAGGUGGAGAUACACCCUAUGGACCAGACCCAUAGUGUAUGGUCCACUGAAAUACCACAUCUUAACCUGGAAUAUGAGGAACCUUCUUUUCUAGAUAUCCAACCAGCAUGCCAGGAAUAUUCCCUCUGUCCAGUGGAAGUUAUGGAAGCCCCACUUGGUAUCCACAAAGCUGGGGUGUGCCAUGCAGAUUCGGAGAACCAUCCCUGCCUUUUAGUUGAACCUGUACUACGGGAACCUUUACCAUCAAGUAGAAACGAGGUAUAUGUGAACAGCUGGCCACCUACAGAAGACUCCCCUGCCAUUGAUAAAGAGGAGGCCCUGAGGAAACUACUGAACCUCCAGGUCUCCCUGGUAUCCGUUGAUAUUACAGCUCCUCCACCUUCAGUGGAUGAUCAGUUCCAGACAUCUUGGGAUAUGCACUCAUCCCAGCCAAUGGAGAUUGAUGAGAAUCAGGUGGAAGAGGCCUCAGGAAAGAGACAAUCUAGAUUUUCGGAUCAAGGAUACAGUUCAAGAGACUCAAUGGUAAGGGAGGAGCCUCCUCCAUCCUCUCUUGCUGCACUGGCUAAAUUGCAGGAAGCCCUGUACCUAAACAGUCCCAUCUCGUCUGGAUUUUGUACGGAGACAAUGGAGAGCUGAUAUUAACAUGAGGAGUCAGGGUGGAGGAGCAUCUGUAGCCUAUCCCAUGAACACUUGGCGUGAAGCAGGAAUGCAGCUUAAUGGGCUGCCAGUCCAUUGCAGAGUGCCAAGUACACACAGGAGUGCCAUGUACGCACAUAUUCACAGCUUGAAAAACAACAACAUUGUUCUCAGGUUGUCAACAGGAAACCAGUGGAAACCCACAUAUUGUGUAGAUGUGUUUUAUUGUUUUCUUAGGUACAACAAGUGACAAUUAUUUGAAACCUGUGAACUGCUGUUUGUAGUGCUUACAUGAGCUUGAUAAUGCAAAAGAAAAAAGUCUUGUAACAUUUUAAAUGACAUUUUAACAGACAUAUGGACAUCUGUCCACUGAUUUCCAUUUAAACAGGUAUUACAUUUAAUAUUGCACAUAACCUUUUUGGUUAAAAUGGGUUUUCAUCACAGGGAAUCUACAAGCUGUCAUUUACGAUAUACUGAUUACUUUACCAUUGCAUGCAUUGCACUAUAAAUAACUUUCCGUGUAAAAACAAACAUGUAUGAAGAUUAUUUGUUUCUCAGUUUUCUCGUAGGUAGAUUUGUAUAAUCAGAUUAAUGGAUCUCCAUCACAUGGGGUUUUGAAUGUAAUACUAUAAUAGUACUUUAUUAAUAACUGCAAAUAAAAUAAAAAACUGCUUCUUUGGUUGUA
Ictalurus punctatus (channel catfish) is the source of this 3163-nucleotide messenger RNA. It is a transcript of the gene il17ra1a, whose product is annotated as interleukin 17 receptor A1a. Gene Ontology annotation, molecular function: interleukin-17 receptor activity. The record is from RefSeq and is a predicted model, not a curated record. The coding region runs from base 151 to 2478 and encodes 775 amino acids. The transcript has 12 exons. Lineage: Eukaryota; Metazoa; Chordata; Actinopteri; Siluriformes; Ictaluridae.